CCCGUGGACGCCCGGCCGCGGCUGCCGCAGUUGCGGGGCGGCGUGGGGCGGCGGAGCGGUGGAAGCUUUGCGGAGACCCGCGGGACUCGGGACCAGGGGCCGCCUGGGACACCUGGGUCUGGGGCGCGAGCGAGUUUCCUUGCGCUCCCGGGGAGCGCGCGAGGGGUGUCCCCAUGGCGGGGACUCCGGGCCGCGAUCCUCGGGGCCCCGCGGGGAUUUGUUACCUUCUGGGCACCCUGCUCUCCGGAUUGCUCUCCCCCGGGGCCGUCGCCUUCAAUCUGGAUGUGAUGGGCGCGCUGCGCAAGGAGGGCGAGCCGGGGAGCCUCUUCGGCUUCUCGGUGGCCCUGCACCGGCAGCUACAGCCCCGGCCCCAGAGCUGGCUGCUGGUGGGCGCUCCCCAGGCCCUGGCUCUGCCUGGGCAGCAGGCGAACCGCACUGGAGGCCUCUUCGCUUGCCCCUUGAGCCUGGAGGAGACUGACUGCUACAGAGUGGACAUUGACCAGGGAGCUGAUGUGCAGAAGGAGAGCAAGGAGAACCAGUGGUUGGGAGUUAGUGUUCGGAGCCAGGGUCCUGGGGGCAAGAUUGUUACCUGUGCACACAGAUAUGAGGCCAGGCAGCGAGUGGACCAAAUCCUGGAGACGAGGGACGUGAUCGGCCGCUGCUUUGUGCUAAGCCAGGACCUGGCCAUCCACGAUGAGUUGGAUGGUGGCGAGUGGAAGUUCUGUGAGGGGCGCCCCCAGGGCCACGAUCAGUUUGGGUUCUGCCAGCAGGGCGCAGCCGCUGCCUUCUCCCCUGACAGCCACUACCUCCUCUUUGGGGCCCCAGGAACCUAUAACUGGAAGGGCACUGCCAGGGUGGAGCUCUGUGCGCAGGGCUCAGCGGACCUGGCCCACCUGGACGACGGGCCCUACGAGGCGGGGGGGUUGCUCUUUGUGACCAACAUUGAUAGCUCAGACCCCGACCAGCUGGUGUAUAAAACUUUGGACCCCGCUGACCGGCUCCCAGGACCAGCCGGAGACUUGGCCCUGAAUAGCUACUUAGGUUUCUCCAUCGAUUCGGGGAAGAGCCUGGUGCGCGCAGAGGAACUGAGCUUCGUUGCAGGGGCCCCCCGUGCAAACCACAAGGGGGCUGUGGUCAUUCUGCGCAAAGACAGUGCCAGUCGCCUGGUGCCCGAAGUUAUGCUGUCAGGGGAGCGCCUGACCUCCGGCUUUGGCUACUCGCUGGCCGUGGCUGAUCUCAACAAUGACGGUUGGGCAGACCUGGUAGUGGGUGCCCCCUACUUCUUUGAGCGCCAAGAAGAGCUGGGGGGUGCCGUGUAUGUGUACAUGAACCAGGGGGGUCACUGGGCUGAGGUCUCCCCGCUUCGGCUCUGUGGCUCCCCCGACUCCAUGUUUGGGAUCAGCCUGGCUGUCCUCGGGGACCUCAACCACGAUGGCUUCCCAGAUAUCGCAGUGGGCGCUCCCUUUGAUGGGGAUGGGAAAGUCUUUAUCUACCACGGGAGCAGCCUGGGGGUUGUCAUCAAACCUUCCCAGGUGCUGGAGGGCGAGGCCGUGAGCCUGAAGAGCUUCGGCUACUCUCUGUCAGGCGGCCUGGACGUGGAUGGGAACCAUUACCCUGACCUGCUGGUGGGUUCCCUGGCCGAUACUGCUGUGCUCUUCAGGGCCAGACCUGUCCUCCAUGUCUCCCACGAGGUCAUCAUUGCUCCACGAGCCAUUGACCUAGAACAGCCCAACUGUGCUGGCGGCCACUUGGUCUGUGUGGACAUAAGAGUCUGUUUCAGCUACAUGGCAACCCCCAGCAGCUACAGCCCUAUUGUGGCCCUGAAUUAUGUGCUAGACGGGGACACAGACCGAAGGCUCCGGGGCCAGGUUCCCCGUGUGACCUUCCUGAGCCGUGGCCCAGAUGACCUGAAGCACCAGGCCUCAGGCACCGUGUGGCUGAAACACCAGCAUGACCGAGUCUGCGGAGACACCAUGUUUCAGUUACAGGAGAAUGUCAAAGACAAGCUUCGGGCCAUUGUGGUGACCCUGUCCUAUAGUCUGCAGACCCCUCGGCUUCGGCGACAGGUUCCUGGCCAGGGGCUGCCCCCAGUGGCCCCCAUCCUCAAUGCCCACCAGCCCAGCACCCACCGAGCAGAGGUCCAUUUCCUGAAGCAAGGCUGUGGUGAAGAUAAGAUCUGUCAGAGCAAUCUGCAGCUGGUCCACGCCCGCUUCUGUGCCCGGGUCAGCGACACGGAGUUCCAGCCUCUGCCCAUGGAUGUGGAUGGGACAACAGCCCUGUUUGCACUGAGUGGGCAGCCAUUCAUCGGCCUGGAGCUGAAGGUCACCAAUUUUCCCUCGGACCCAGCACAGCCCCAGGCUGAUGGGGACGAUGCCCAUGAAGCCCAGCUGCUGGUCAGCCUCCCUGCCUCUCUGCACUACUCAGGAGUGCGGGCCCUGGAUCCUGCGGAGAAGCCCCUGUGCCUGUCCAAUGAGAAUGCCUCCCGUGUUGAGUGUGAGCUGGGGAACCCCAUGAAGAGAGAUGCCCAGAUCGCCUUCUACCUCAUCCUCAGCACCUCAGGAAUCACCAUUGAGACCACAGAGCUGGAGGUGGAGCUGCUAUUGUCCACGAUCAGCGAGCAGGAGCUGCACCCCGUCUCUGCCCGGGCCAAUGUUUUCAUUGAGCUGCCACUGUCCAUUACGGGGGUGGCCAUUCCCCAGCAGCUCUUCUUCUCCGGCGUGGUGCGGGGGGAAAGUGCCAUGCGGUCUGAGCGGGAUGUGGGCAGCAAGGUCAAGUAUGAGGUCACGGUCUCCAACCAGGGCCAGUCACUCAACACCCUUGGCUCUGCCUUCCUCAACAUCAUGUGGCCCCACGAGAUUGCCAACGGGAAGUGGCUGCUGUACCCCAUGCGGGUGGAGCUGGAGGGCGGGCAGGGCCCUGGGCAGAAGGGACUCUGUUCCCCCAGGCCCAACAUCCUCCACCUGGAUGUGGACAGCAGGGACAGGAGGCGUCGAGAGCUGGAGCAGCCAGAGCAGCCGGAGCAGCAGGUGCCUCCUGAGCAGCAGGAGCCUAGCACAUCCUGGUGGCCAGUGUCCUCUGCUGAGAAGAAGAAAAACAUCACCCUGGACUGCGCCCGGGGCACCGCCAACUGCGUGUUGUUCAGUUGCCCACUCUACAGCUUCGACCGCGCGGCUGUGCUGCAUGUCUGGGGCCGCCUCUGGAACAGCACCUUCCUGGAGGAGUACUCAGCUGUGAAGUCCCUGGAAGUGAUUGUCCGAGCCAACAUCACCGUGAAGUCUUCCAUCAAGAACCUGGUGCUCAGAGAUGCCUCCACAGUGAUCCCGGUGAUGGUGUACUUGGACCCCGUGGCCGUGGUGGCAGAGGGAGUCCCCUGGUGGGUCAUCCUCCUGGCUGUCCUGGCGGGGCUGCUGGUGCUGGCGCUGCUGGUGCUGCUCCUGUGGAAGAUGGGAUUCUUCAAGCGGGCGCGGUACCCCGAGGCCACCGUGCCCCAGUACCACGCGGUAAAGAUCCCGCGAGAAGACCGACAGCAGUUCAAGGAGGAAAAGACGGGCACCAUUCUGAGGAACAACUGGGGCAGCCCCCGGCGGGAGAGCCCCGAUGCACACCCCAUCCUGGCUGCUGACGGGCACCCCGAGCUGGGCUCCGAUGGGCACCCUGUGCCAGGCACUGCAUAGCGUCCUGGGUCCCAGCGUGGCCGUGUGUCCCCUCCAUCCCUUCCCCAGAGAUGGCGCCUCAGGAUGAAGAGGGCAGAGUGGGCUGCUGGUGUCCCAGCAGGAUUUUCAGGAUCUGUUUCCUCAGAGGCAUAGACCUCUCCCCCCCAAACUUCCCCUUAGAACACUGUGAGAGAAGAGGGGAAAUCAGGAAUAGGGUUGCGGGGUAGGGUGAGAAGGGCGGCGAUGUCCUGAUGCAAGAUGAGGCUAAUCUCUCCCGCUCCCAUUCCCCUAGUAUAACAGGACCCCAAGGACCUGUCUCCCCCAAAGUGCCUUAGCCCAGAAGGUUGGGGAGGAGGUGGCAUUGCUGACUCAGGGGCUCUUCCCUCCCUCGUUUCCCCUCUCCUCUGACCUUAGUUUGAUGCAUCAAUCUAGUGGAUUUUGUUUAUUUAUUAAAAAAAUAUUUGGAACAAA
Myotis daubentonii (Daubenton's bat) is the source of this 4124-nucleotide messenger RNA. RefSeq names its product integrin subunit alpha 7 (gene ITGA7). Lineage: Eukaryota; Metazoa; Chordata; Mammalia; Chiroptera; Vespertilionidae. Gene Ontology annotation, molecular function: integrin binding. Gene Ontology annotation, biological process: cell-matrix adhesion; integrin-mediated signaling pathway; leukocyte migration. The record is from RefSeq and is a predicted model, not a curated record. Gene Ontology annotation, cellular component: external side of plasma membrane; integrin complex.